AAACCGGAAGUAUUUCAAUUUCCGGUUCAGAAGGCGCCAAAAAUAAACCUACUUUGAGGCUGAAACUGUUCAACUGACGGGACCUAAUAACUGGAAUAUCGACAUAAACACAUGACAGUGUGGACAACUGUACCUUUGAAUUAUUACCAGUGGAUGAAAGGAAGACUGAAGCUCCACGUUCCCUUCUGCUGAAGGUUCCUUGAGCAAGUCACAGAGUGCGGGUGCAAUAAAGCGUCAGACGCUGGUGAUCGACGACCAGCAGUUCAAGAUGACGACGUGGGGAGAUCGGCUGAAGAAGGUCGAGCAGCUUGCUCAGUCGUUCCAGCAGAAGCCUCUGGCCACACACUACAAGCCUCGCCUGUGGCCGUGCCAGCCUUCCUCCGUGUGGAAGCUCUUUCCUCGUCAGUGUUUGGCCAUCAGCUUCGCUCAGAGCUGCAAAGAGGCUGUACAUGUUUUUGCACUUGAAAAAGAAAACGCAUCUCUGGGUCAGAGGAUCUUCCUGGUGACCAGCUACAGUGAGCUCUGGCAUUACUACAGGACUUACACACAGUCGUUGAUGCACUGCUACGAGGUGAUACCAGAUGGCGCUGUUUGUAAACUUUACUUUGACUUGGAGUUCUGUAAGCCCUCAAACAAAGGAGCAGAUGGUAAAACUAUGGUUUCUUCACUCAUCCAGUAUGUUUGUGACGAGCUAAUGGGGGUCUACGGGCUCGAGUGCUCUGCAGAAAAUGUCCUCAACCUCGACUCGAGCACGGAAGAGAAGUUCAGCAGACAUCUCAUCUUCAAUCUCCAAAAUGCGGCUUUCAAAGACAACAUACAUAUGGGCAGGUUUGUCCAUGCAAUCCUCCAACCGGUCCGGAGUGCACCCAAAAGUUGCCCCGAUGUUGGGAUGAGAUCGGAGGCUGAAAACAGUGAAACACGAACCGUCUCCGAAGGGACGCCAGCAGAGGCGGGUGAGAUGGAGGAAAGUCCACAGGCCAAGAGGCGCAGGCAGGAAGAGACCGACCUCGACUUCCUCCGGGUGAAAACCAAGGAUGGCCGAGACUCGCUUUUUGUUGAUCUUGGUGUUUACACCAAGAACAGAAAUUUCCGCCUCUACAAGUCAUCAAAGGUGGGAAAGAACGCCGCAUUCAAGCUGGCAGACGACAACAAGUUUACUAACAAACUUGAGAAAGGAGUUUCUGAGGAGGAAAGUGUGUUCUUGGCUUCCCUAGUCUGUAACGUGAGUUUCACAAGUCAAAGAAUUCUCACCUCAGAUGUCCCAGAAACAAAGAGUUCCAAAAGCUCGGGGCCUCAAUGCCAGCAGGCAUCAGCCACUUAUCCAGGUUCACUGUGUGGCUCUCUGUCCUCCCCUCAUCCCGAAGUGGACAACUUUGUACUGACUGUGGUUAAAAAGGAUGCCAUCCAUGGGAGCAUCAGACGAUGGAACUACUUUGCUGUUGAACAACUGCUGGUUUACGACAUCGCAAAAUACCGCUGGUGUGAAAACGUGGAAAAGUUUCACAAAAGCAACAAUAUCAUGAUUGUUGUGGACCUCAAAGAGGAAGCGUGGUACCAGAAGUGUCACGACCCUGAUUGUAAGAACUUCAGGUCCUCAAGUCGUCCGCUGCCACAGGAGAUCUGCGUCAGCUAUUUCAUGAAACUGGAUGAAGAAGACCAGGCUUACUUAAUGGAUGAUGCGGGCAACAUUGAACCCAGCCAGGCCCCAAAGCAGACCCCCGACAGCACCGUGUGUCCAGAGGAGGCGGACGUGUGGGGGGACGUACAGGAUGACCAGGACUACCUGGAGAGCCUGGACGACUAUGAGAAAAACAACGGGGACAUCCCCGAUCACCUGCUGCUCAAAUGUAUGGCAGACUUUGACUCCCAGUGAAAGGUGAGUCUCGCCGUACACAAGUGGAACAGUAAAAAACACAUUUUUACAGAAAAGGGAGUCAGAGGAAACAGUGCUGCUUUGGCGGCAGUUAACUCUGAUCAUCAAAUCCAGAUGUGCACGUGACAUUUUAUAACCGGUCUAUAACGCAGUGUUGAGAGGCAGAGCUGUCUGCUGACUGAAAGGAUGCUGUCGAACAAAAUGUCCCAACUGGUCACUACGGGACCAUGUUAGGAUUUCUAAAGACGUGCUGCUCUGACAUGCUUUUGAGAUCUGAUGAUCUUCAAUUAUUACAUGCAGGAUGUAAAUGCUAUUAAACCCGCUGCUAUAAAUCUGAAAUAAAGACAAUUUAAAACCAAACCUCCAAUGCCUGACUUGUAGUUAACCAUAUCGUAAUAAAACGUGAUAGCAUGCGGUCAGUAGUGUUAUUAAAAUAGCAUCCUGGGUAAAAUGGUUGAUUGUUAAUAAUAGUAGUUAUGGACGGUUCAUAAAGUUAUAUUAUAUCAUUAGUACAAAACUUCCCAUACAAAGUGUUAUCAAAUAGCAAUUUUAUGGUAAGUCA
Messenger RNA from Gasterosteus aculeatus aculeatus (three-spined stickleback), 2435 nucleotides. It is a transcript of the gene primpol, whose product is annotated as primase and polymerase (DNA-directed). NCBI's taxonomy places the organism in Eukaryota, Metazoa, Chordata, Actinopteri, Perciformes, Gasterosteidae. Gene Ontology annotation, molecular function: DNA-directed DNA polymerase activity; chromatin binding. The record is from RefSeq and is a predicted model, not a curated record. Gene Ontology annotation, cellular component: mitochondrial matrix; nucleus. Gene Ontology annotation, biological process: mitochondrial DNA replication; response to UV; error-prone translesion synthesis.